Messenger RNA from Cajanus cajan (pigeon pea), 1191 nucleotides. RefSeq names its product zinc finger A20 and AN1 domain-containing stress-associated protein 8. Gene Ontology annotation, molecular function: DNA binding; zinc ion binding. NCBI's taxonomy places the organism in Eukaryota, Viridiplantae, Streptophyta, Magnoliopsida, Fabales, Fabaceae. The record is from RefSeq and is a predicted model, not a curated record.
CGUUGGCAGAGAAGAGAAGGAGAAAAGCCUUUUUAAAUACACAAAAAAGAGAGAAAGAUAGAGAGACUGACAGCACCUCUCUCUCUCUCUCUCUCUCCUCCUCGAUCCCAAAUCCGCUAGGGAUUCUUAUUCGAUGCGAUCCUGAGCUCGUAGAUCGCCCUGAAGCUUCCGUUUCGAGGAUUUUUUUAAUCAUUCUUUUUCCUGGCUAUCAGGAAAGUUGAAAAAAGAUGGACCAUGACAAGACUGGAUGCCAAGCUCCCCCAGAAGGUCCUAUAUUGUGCAUCAACAACUGUGGAUUCUUUGGAAGUGCGGCUACCAUGAACAUGUGUUCUAAGUGCCACAAAGACAUGAUGCUGAAACAGGAGCAGGCACAGCUUGCAGCAUCAUCCAUUGGGAAUAUUAUGAAUGGGUCAUCAAGCGGCCUUGGAAUUGAACCUGCCAUUGCUACCAAUGUGGAUGUCUCAGUCAAUUUGAUAGAACCUAAAACUAUCCCUGCACAACCUUUAGUUGCUUCAGGUUCAGAGGAGAGUGACGAGGUGAAGCCCAAGGAUGGUCCAAAACGAUGCAGCAACUGCAAUAAGCGGGUUGGUUUAACAGGAUUUAAUUGUCGAUGUGGUAACCUUUUCUGUGCCACACAUCGCUACUCAGACAAGCAUAAUUGCCCAUUUGAUUAUCGCACUGCUGCACGGGAUGCCAUAGCUAAAGCAAAUCCGGUUGUCAAGGCUGAGAAACUUGAUAAAAUCUAGAUUUGGUGCCUAAAGUUUCAUGCCCUGAGAUGCUGUUAUGAUCAAUGUCGUCAUCAUGAGAUGAUCCGAGUUUCCUGCAUAUUUUAAUGGUAUUCUUAUUAUAUUGUUAUAUGUGAUGGGGGACUUGGGAGUUAUAGGACAUCCUUGCAGUUUGAAAAGGACUGUAUUUCAUGUGAUUGGCAAAAUAUACGUCCUAGUGUUUUAAUUUUAAGUAUUUAAAUCCCUGCUGGUUUGGUCGAAGUUGGUGUUGUUGGCAUUGUAGUGCAUCUAUUCUGUUCCUUAUCUCCUCCGUAUUCGCACAUGUCAGAAUGGUAUGUGCAAUUUACAGAUGAUUUCUGGAGCAUUCAUGGACAAUUGGACAUGUGGUUAGAUUGUAAAUUAUUAUGGUUUCUUGGUUAUCUGCGAAUUUAUCUCGGUAACAAUGUGUUGAAAUUGUUUGGGCUCA